AGUGUCUGCCCAGAUUACCGCAGCCCAGUUGCAAGCUUUCGAAACCUUCCCGUUCUGAUCUUUGUGAUUUUUUUUGCCUUUUUCCUCCGUAGGUCCCAGCGACGCUUGUGCAGCAGCUUCGUGCAUCGGGCGUCCGCACCGCAACACCCGUCGAAUUUUCCAAGAGGAUAGUUUCUGGCCUAAGGCGUUGCUGGUGCUGACGGUAGUCUGUCUGGUCUGUUCACCAUGGAACAGUGGCAGUCACCAUACUCGGACGCUGCUGGCGCGUCUCGACGUUACAACAGCAGCGCCAGCAACAGCAACAGCAACAGCAACAGCGUCGGCCAGGGCCACAACCAUUUGUCGCGGGACUUCAAUGGUCAGCAACAGCAGCACCUGAAUCAACAACAAAACCAACACCACCAACACCACCAUCAACAACAGCAGCAACAGCACCACACGCCACAGCCGCCAAUCGCAUUCAAGUACGAUCAGUACCCGAGCUCGCAACAGUCGCAGAUUUACCAUCAGCAACAACAGCAGCAUCACCACAACCAGCAGCAACAGCAACAGCAGCCGCACCAACAACAACACCAUCAUCACAUCCCGAGUCUCAAUACCGCCACAUCGCCAAUUGCCACGCCGCAGAUAAGAGACGGCAACGGCGACGUCGCCAUGUCGGACGCUCACGAUCAAUACUCUGGAAUGAAGUAUCCAAUGCGGCCCCACCACCAAGCCCACCUCAGUGCCGGCGCCCGUCCCUCGAACCUGCACUCCCCCCAAGAGUCGUCGGCUGCCGCUCAAAGGUAUUCGCCCAUGGAGGUCAUGUCGCCUACGUCGCCGUACUCCCCUUACACGCCAAAGUCAUCGUCGGCUGGCGGCGGUAGCCACUUCUCCAGCUUGCCCCCGCAGCAGCGUCAGUCGCCUACGCGUGGUGCUUCCGACUACGGAAACUCCCUGCACAGCCCGUACCCUCCUCAGAGUCCAUACUACCCGAGUCGUCAGUCAUCCCAGUCCCAGGGUCACUCUCAAUCGGGCUCGCAGCAACUGCCGCCAAUUUCGUCGCACACGGGCGCCUAUGAUGGCUUCUCCCUAUCUGCAACCACCCCGACGACCGAGGCGCUCUAUCCCCCGGACCCCAAGUCGCCGAGGCGUGUCAUGCCCCCGCCCACAUAUUCUGCCCCUCAGCCCGUUCCUGAGCUCAAAAAGCUGCGGGCCUUGUCGGAUCUGCGACCCAAAGUCAGCGCGCAACCACCUUUCCGGCGAGCCAACCCCGAGGGUGGGUUUAUAAGCCCCCUGCAAGCUUUGACUGUUCACCUGCCUGCAACGUACAGGAUUUGCAACCCCAGCUUCAAGUACGAGUCCUCUCGCAACCCGCGUCGGGUUCUUACCAAGCCUAGCAAGGGUACCAAGAACGACGGGUAUGAUAACGAGGACAGCGAUUACAUCCUCUACGUCAAUGAUAUCCUCGGAUCUGAGGAAGCUGGACACAAGAACCGAUAUCUGAUCUUAGACGUGUUGGGCCAAGGAACUUUCGGCCAGGUGGUAAAGUGUCAGAAUCUGAAGACGCAGGAGGUUGUAGCUGUGAAAGUGAUCAAAAACCGCACCGCCUAUUUCAACCAGUCCAUGAUGGAGGUCUCAGUACUCGAUCUGCUCAACACAAAACUCGACAAGAACGACGAUCACCAUCUCCUGCGAUUAAAAGACACAUUCAUUCAUAGACAGCAUCUUUGCCUAGUGUUUGAGCUACUGAGUGUGAAUCUUUAUGAGCUAAUCAAGCAAAACCAGUUCAGAGGCCUUAGUACGACACUUGUUCGUGUCUUUGCACAGCAACUACUCAACGGCCUUGCACUUCUCAACAAGGCGCGACUGAUACAUUGCGAUCUCAAGCCCGAGAAUAUUUUGCUGAAGAAUCUCGAGAGCCCAAUAAUCAAGAUUAUCGACUUCGGCUCGGCAUGCGAUGAACGGCAAACAGUCUACACUUACAUCCAGUCACGAUUCUACCGGUCUCCCGAGGUCCUCUUGGGGCUGCCGUACUCGUCUGCCAUCGACAUGUGGUCGCUUGGUUGUAUUGUGGUGGAGCUGUUUCUUGGUCUGCCGCUCUUCCCUGGAUCAUCCGAAUACAACCAGGUAUCUAGGAUCGUUGAGAUGCUGGGCAACCCGCCCAACUGGAUGCUCGAAAUGGGCAAGCAGUCUGGGGAGUUCUUCGAGAAACGACAGGACGAGUUCGGGAGGCGAACAUACCAGCUGAAGAGCAUGGAGCAGUACUCAAAAGAGCACGGCACGAAGGAACAACCCAGCAAAAAAUACUUCCAGGCCAACACUCUGCCGGAAAUUAUCAAAACAUACCCGAUGCCACGGAAGAACAUGAAGCAGAGCGAGAUUGACAGAGAAAUGAACAACAGGAUUGCGUUCAUUGACUUUGUCAGGGGGCUGUUGACCAUCAAUCCCUUGGAAAGGUGGUCUCCUCAACAAGCAAAGCUUCAUCCUUUCAUCACUCAGCAGAAGUACACAGGGCCCUUUGUUCCGCCCAUGAACCUCAAGUCAAGCUCCCUCAACCGAUCCCCGGCACCUGGAACCCAACAGCAACAACAGGCUGAGGCUCUUAGCAAGCAGCGAGCCCAAGCCGCACAGGCACAAGCCAAUUCCGCGGUUCAAGGAGCAUAUGCAUCAAUGGCUUCGCCGGCGCAGUAUCAGCACCAACCUGGUCACCCGCCGUCAGCUCCACCAGUGUAUGCCAACAAUUCUGUUUACGCUGCGGGCGGCAGUCAUGCACCACCAGCGCCUCCACCGUACGCGACCUCGCAGGGUGCGUACGGACAGAUGUCGCAGUCUCAGCCGCCGGCGCAGAUGCCUCCAGCCAACUACGCAGGUGUUCCGCCCCAACAGGGACAGCAGCAGCAGCAGCACCAGUCUCAGAAUAACAUGUAUGCUCAGCAGAGGUCCCGCCCGCGAGCGUCUACCAUGGAGCAACAUCACCAGAGCGGUAUUCCUGCGGCGAUCCAAAGGGUGGCCAGCCACCUGGAUCCCAGCCAGCCAAUUCGACUACAGCCCAGCCCAGCAUACUACCCCCCUCCCUCCGAUAGCGGUGCUCUUAUGGACAACACUCCUGGCCGUAUGGGCCCUAACAGAAGAGGUAGUCGUGCGCAACCAGGAGGUCGCGGCAACAACAAGGACUUUAUCCGCAAUCUAGAGGAGCGCACACUCGAAGAAGGUUUUAUGAGCAGUUCUCAGCAAGGCUCUUGGAAUUGAGUCUGAAAAAGGCUGCCUUAUAUUGGCGGCCGAUGGAGUCGAUUGUCGUUUUCUUUUGCUUCGGCAAUCCGCGAGUGUCAUUCCACUGACAUGACGACAUCAUUCGUCGACUGGCAAGCGUUUUACGCGAUAUAUGGACAGCCACGGUUCUCACUGACAUCGAAGCCCUUGACGAAUUUUGUUGGACACGUUGUCACUUAGGGCAACUUGCCCCAAGUGGGCUGAUAUCGCACCUGCUCUCCCUUGGCAUGUGACGCGAACGAAGAAUUGCAUGUUGCUGGGUAUUCACCAGUGCGCCUUAGCUGAAGAUGGCAACAGGAGGGAGAGCGAGAUGUGCCGGAAGACGAGCCGUCAGCAGCGUCGCCGACGAGCGCCAUACAAUAUACACUAGGGCAGGCAGCAGCGAUGUGAAGGGCUAGUCAGCCGUUCUCUCGCUCUCGAACCUAGCACCUUCAGAUGUUUAGGGGCGUUAGGAUAGGGAAAUUAGGCAAAACUCUUGAGAUUGUGUCUAGUCCCUUUGUUUUCUGCUCUCUUUGUACACAGGCUUUGUACCUUCCAGUCUCAGACCCAAGGUUCUUCGCGGGAGUGGGAUAGGCCCAUUGUACGGAGCCUACAUGCGGACAGUUUUGGGGGAUGAAUACAAGGGAGGCGAUGUGAGCGAUUUGAAGAGUCCAAUUUCGCUCGUCGGCAUGGGUCCUGGUUAAGAUGUCACGACUGUUGCAGAAAAGCUCACCUGGGUUGACGGAGGCAUGUCUGAGGCAGGGUUGAUUUGAAGGGUGGAUUCAACUUGGGUUGAUACAUCGAAGGACAAGUUAGGUGUUUUUCUUCCUGUUUUUCUUUGCUCUUUUUCUUUCGGCUCAUGAGACGAUUGGCCGGCCCAUCUUGCCCCUGCUUUGUCGGUUCAACGAAGCUUUAUAUCUAUAUCUUUUCCUUCAAUUUUGUAAGAGUAGUAAGGUGCUUGGAUCACGGUAUGUGAAAAUGCAUCAAAAGCAAACAUGUCAUGUUCCUUGAAACUUGGCCCGCUGGUCCGCGAGGACGCGGGGAUAAAAGCGAUACGUGCAAAAGCUAUUGAUUGAGGUUGUUGGCUGGGAGUGGCAACGUCGGACAAGGGAUUUCCAUGCUUUUUGAUGGUUAUGUCUUCCAUAUUCCAAGUAAUUAAUACCAAUGGAUUAUCAUAACGCCAACCGCCAUGUUGGUACCAUGGCAAAUGGCGGAUCUGUCCAUAAUGGCCAGAAAUCUUUUGAGAUAGUUCAUCAUUAGAAUGAUGAGCCACAGAGGCGGCGUCAUCGAUUCAGUAUGGC
Molecule: messenger RNA, 4532 nt
Organism: Pyricularia oryzae 70-15
Lineage: Eukaryota; Fungi; Ascomycota; Sordariomycetes; Magnaporthales; Pyriculariaceae
Product: CMGC/DYRK/YAK protein kinase
Exons: 5
Coding region: 226-3231 (1001 amino acids)
Biological process (GO): peptidyl-threonine phosphorylation; peptidyl-serine phosphorylation
Cellular component (GO): cytoplasm; nucleus
Molecular function (GO): protein tyrosine kinase activity; ATP binding; protein serine/threonine kinase activity
Source: RefSeq, a predicted model, not a curated record